Protopterus annectens (West African lungfish) is the source of this 2344-nucleotide messenger RNA. Its product is annotated as beta-1 adrenergic receptor-like. Gene Ontology annotation, molecular function: trace-amine receptor activity. Gene Ontology annotation, cellular component: membrane. NCBI's taxonomy places the organism in Eukaryota, Metazoa, Chordata, Ceratodontiformes, Protopteridae. Gene Ontology annotation, biological process: G protein-coupled receptor signaling pathway. The transcript has a single exon. Bases 490 to 1515 code for a protein of 341 amino acids. The record is from RefSeq and is a predicted model, not a curated record.
CACUCAUUGUGCACAAUGUAUCCCCGCUGCAUUGCUUGUAGCACUCAGCACAAGUCAUUAGUGCUCUCUGAAACUUUAUCACAAAAGGUUCCGGAUUUCAUUGAGUGUGCAAGAUAACUCCUUGUUAGAAAUCUAGAGACAGGAAAACGUGGGAGGAGAAGUGGAUGCAUCACAAUAUUUCCCAGCAGGGAGAGAACAAAAAAGGACCACAGAGCUGUUAAGGUUUUAAAAACCCUGAAAAACUCCAAUAUUAGGCAAAUCAUGGAUGAUAAUCAAAGUGAGGAUCCUCGGCAAUGAACUGCAAAGAAUCAAACCAGUAGCUGUACCCUUUUGUUGACUAGUUCAGGACUGUCGAUGUAGCAAGGAGAUUCUCGCUUAUCAGUAAGUAACCACUUGCAGUUUGUUAGCCAGCGUAGCGGUCAUUGCUCAUUUCCCCCAGCUGUCUUGAAGUUCCAAGAAAAGCACAGAUUUAAGAAACAAGGCUGUAAGAUGUUCGAGGGCUCCAACCAGACACUCUGCAGCGUUUGCUGCUGUACAACUUUUCACAGGAUCCUUACCAUCGUUUUUAUGAUACUUUUGGUUGUGGCAAUUUUGUUUGGAAACUCAGUGGCUCUUGUGGUUUUCUUGGGGACGAAGCAUUUUCGUACCCCACAAGGUUACCUAAAAACGUCUUUGGCUGUGGCUGACCUUGCCGUGGGCUUGUUCGUGGUACCCUUUUCUGUGUAUGUGGAAAUCUCGCUCCUUUUGAAUGACUUUUCAACAGAAAACAGGACUCGGGCAGAAUAUGUGUCUUGGGGCUUUUCUUGCUAUGUAAUUGGUCCCAUAUUUGCUGGUUGCACGUUGGUCUCAAUUACCACUAUAUCCCUUCUGACCGUUGAGCGAAGCAUCGCAGUCCUCAAACCUUUGCACAAGGAGGUGGUUAUUACUAAAGGACGGACAGUCUUUCUUAUAAUCAUGUCUUGGCUCACUAGCUUUUUUCUGGCAAUGUCCCCAAUGAUUUUCAGUGGAGAUAUUAUUCUGGAAUACAACUUGUGCAGUAGGAUGUGUAAUUAUGCUCUGCUGGCUGGCUCGCCACCUAAUGCAUGGAAUAUCCUGAUACUUUUUCCAGCUUUUGACUUUACUCUUCUUGGGGGGACUGUAGUAAUCAAUAUUUUGUCAUUGACAACUAUUAGACAACACUCAAACAGGCGAAAGUUGUUGGCCGUGGUAGACACUCAGGGAAAAAUCACGAGACCUUCUUUUUCCGAUAUUAAAGCAGCUAAAACGAUUGGCACCUUGACACUUGCCUUUACCGUGUCGUUCACCCCUGUUGCGGUGCUGGUGGUUGGGAAUGUCUUGGGGUACCAGUGGUGUGAUUUUUCCUUUUUUUCCUUUUGGAUUCUAACAACAAACAGUUGUUGGAAUGUGAUCAUCUACAGCAUAAAAGACAUGAAAUUCCGACAAAGAGCUCACCAUUUUCUGAUUUCUCCUAAAGUACCCAAGCCGGUGAUUUCUAGCAAAGCCAAUACUCAAUAAAGCAAUAUCGCCUUUGCCUGCCUAGAUCCACCAAAGCACAAUGCUCCAGGGUUCAGUCCCCUACACAGCCAUUCAGAAUAUGCACUUGCUACACUGAAAAGAAAACUGUCCAUGUGGAGGUUUACGAAUACAUUUCAUGUUUAAAGUGCAGCAGCAAUUUUAUGCAUAGUCAGGAUUUUACUGUAAAAUGUUUUUGCAGAGACGAUUAUUUUUAGCAGCUUGUCACAGAAUUCCUAAAGGUGCAAAUAAAUUGAUUUAACAAAGUGAGGAGAGAUCUGUACAUGCGUUACUGGAUCAAUAGAACAGGAGAUCAGCACUCUGAGAAUUAAAACUCACUGCUGAGUUACUUUAUAAAACGUAAAGGGAUUACCGGAAAUCUUUAAUACAUUUAUAUAAAUACAGCUAAAAGCAUUAUGUUUUUUCUAUUUGCACGAGUUUAUAUUGAAAACUCACUGUAAUGCAUUUUGCGUACUAACCCACAUUUAACAUAAAGUAAUGCUAUUAAAAUAUAGGAUUUUAUCUGAAAGACUUGCAGAAUGUAUUGCAUAAACGUUUGGAAGUCUCAACGCUAUUUAUGUUGUUCAAAGAUGCAAGUGUUGGUUUCUUUGGAACGUGUCCAGUAACCCCUCUUACACACUGGGUUGCCUAAAGUCAUAACCGAAUAACUUAUUUCCCGGAGUUAGGACGGAUAGAUAGUGUCUGCAAAUGUAACACAAAAAAAAUGUUCAGGCAUGUGUUUUCUGUCUCGUCUGGCACGUCCCAUGGACGUUGUGUAAUUGUGUAGUAAGUGACCAUUUUAUAAAAUAAAUCCGACAUGUCAUGCUAUGAA